AUGCCAUCACUUCCAGACCCUAAAGUCUUGCGGCUGCCGCGGACUGACGUCGACAAUGACUUCGUUCUCGUAAAUGUACAACAGUCUGGGUCUGAUCUUCUCGACUUGAAACUCGUCGCUACUGAUGGCCAGUCUCCUUUCGUCACCUCCGUGCGCCGGGACCAAAUCCACAAGUUGCAGGCUCCUGGUUCGCAGACCGAAUCGGACCAUUGGCAAUCUAUCCUGUCUUCUGUCUUGUUUCAAUCUAUUCCAAAUGAUCCUACUUUGACCGGAGUAGAAGUCGUGGCCAAUGUCUCUUCAUCUCAACUUACUAUAACCAUCCGUAACAAGAUUAGUGGCAUCACUGAUGACGACGAAGAUAUUCAACUAUACGACUGGACGGGCUUUGCUGUAUCCCGAGCUGAUGGACUGGCGUACCAACUAGCAGCUUUUCAAUCUACCGUGGCCGAGCAUCAGAAGACAAUUGAUGACCUGACCACCCAGUUGGAUGACUUGGUCAAGGCGAAGAAGUCUCACCAAGAUGAGAUGCUCAGGAAAUUCGCAGCCCUAUUGAACACCAAGAAACUUAAGAUUCGUGAUCAGCAGCGCCUUUUGGCUCAUGCCAAGGUCGACCCCAGAGCCGCAGAUCAAGUUCAGCAAGCCAGAUCUGGGACCACUCGUCAGCCUGAAACAGAUGACGACGAUGUCGAGGAAACGGAUCUGGGGAAGCGCAUGGACGAAGAAGACGACAUGCGUCAGGAACUUAGUGAAUCCCUGGAUUCUGACAAAUCCGAACUUGAUACUGAGGAUGACGAUAGCGAUGGUGGCUUUGCUCCAGCUCCCAUGCCGUCACAGUCGUCGCACUCUCAAGCACGCUCUCAGACGAAGUCCCCUGAGGUAGAGUUACCGCCUAGAAGGCAAUUGCCUUUCUCCAAGAGGAAUGACCUGAGGCCUGCUUCGCAAGUUCUUCCAAAGUCUUCUUCGCAGACUCUUUCGCAAUCGUCUGCCACCAUACCCUCUUCGAAGCCACCACCAGCAAUGGACGACGACGACGAAACAGACGAUGAACUCUAA
Molecule: messenger RNA, 1053 nt
Organism: Aureobasidium uvarum
Lineage: Eukaryota; Fungi; Ascomycota; Dothideomycetes; Dothideales; Saccotheciaceae
Source: the annotation of a GenBank genome assembly